AUGCACGUAAGAAGGGAACUCGCGGAGAAUGCCAAGCGUGGCACCGCUGACGGGAAUUACGCCGACGAUCUCGACGUUGACGUCCUGAUUGUGGGUGCUGGUUUUGGCGGUAUCUACUCCCUGUACGAAAUGCGAAAGCUCGGGCUCAAAGCCGUCAUCUAUGAAGCGGGGAAUGACAUUGGUGGCACAUGGAGAUGGAACUGUUAUCCCGGCGCGGGUGUGGACUCGGAAGUGCCCGAGUAUCAGCUGUCGAUCCCGGAAACCUGGAAGGAUUGGACGUGGUCGACCAAUUAUCCCAACUAUGAGGAGCUGCGCAAGUACUUUGACCAUGUGGACAAAGUCCUCGAUAUCAAGAAGGACUGCGCAUUCAACAGUGUAGUCGUCAGCGCCCACUUUCAUACGGUAGAAGGUCGCUGGCAUAUCCGGACGGCAGAUGGAAGAACUGCACGGGCCAAAUACUUUAUCAUCGCCGCCGGUUUUGCGGCUAAGCGCUAUAUUCCGGAGUGGCCCGGCAUUGAGAAGUUCAAGGGUACCGUCCAUCACUCGUCAUUUUGGCCGGAUGAGAAGAUUGACGUUCGUGGGAAGCGCUGUGCGAUCAUUGGUACUGGAGCCUCUGGCGUGCAAGUCACCCAAGCCUGGGGACCUGAGGCCGGGGAGCUCAAAGUCUUCCAACGCACGCCGAACCUGGCAGUGCCCAUGCGCAAACGAUCUCUCACGGUGAAGGAACAAGAGGACACCAAGGCGUUCUAUCCGGAACUUUUCCGGUAUCGCGAGAAAUGCUUUGCUGGGUUCCUGUACACAUUUUGUGAGCGCGGUCUGUUUGAGGACAGUGAAGAAGAGCGGGAGCAGUUUUUAGAAAAGCUGUGGACUGAGGGUGGAUUUCGGUACUGGGUUGCUAAUUACAAGGAUUAUCUGUUUGAUGCGAAGGCAAAUCGUGUCGUUUAUGAUUUCUGGAGGAAGAAGGUGUGUGAGCGCAUUAAUGACCCCAAGGACCAAGAGCUCCUGGCGCCUUCAGAGCCACCACACCCCUGGGGAGUGAAGCGGCCUUGUUUGGAAUAUGACUACUACGAGCAGUUCAACCGGCCCAAUGUCGGCGUGGUCAAUAUCAAAGACAACAACAUUGCAGACUUCACUGAAACCGGCAUCAAGCUGCAAGAUGGAACCGAAUAUGAAUUUGACAUUGUGUGUAUCGCCACGGGAUUCGACAUCACCACUGGGGGCAUGACCAGUAUGGGGCUUCACAGUAUCUCUGGCAAUAGUCUCAAAGAGGAAUGGAAAUCGGGUGCCUUCACCCAUCUUGGCAUGACUGUCAGUGGGUAUCCCAAUAUGUUCCAUAUUUACGGGCCACAUGGCCCGACCUUGCUGAGCAAUGGCCCUACAACCGUUGAAAUCCAGGGGCGGUGGAUUGCCGAUGCCAUCAAGCAGAUGGAGCGGCAAGGCAUCAAGUACAUCAAUCCGACCGCGAAGGCCGCCCAAGAGUGGAAGGUCAAGAUCAAUGCACUUUCGGACAGGUCACUCUUCCCUACGACCAAGUCCACCUACAUGGGUGGUAGCAUGCCCGGAAAGGUCUUUGAGCAGGUCAACUAUGCCGGGGGGGAGUACGCUUAUUCCAAGGAGAUCCGAACAGCUCUUCCCGACUUUGUUGGAUUUGACGUCGUCAGACGCUGA
This is a messenger RNA of Aspergillus bombycis, 1668 nucleotides long. RefSeq names its product flavin-containing monooxygenase. The record is from RefSeq and is a predicted model, not a curated record. The transcript has a single exon. Gene Ontology annotation, molecular function: N,N-dimethylaniline monooxygenase activity; NADP binding; flavin adenine dinucleotide binding. NCBI's taxonomy places the organism in Eukaryota, Fungi, Ascomycota, Eurotiomycetes, Eurotiales, Aspergillaceae. The coding region runs from base 1 to 1668 and encodes 555 amino acids.